Messenger RNA from Acyrthosiphon pisum (pea aphid), 456 nucleotides. Its product is annotated as SCAN domain-containing protein 3-like. NCBI's taxonomy places the organism in Eukaryota, Metazoa, Arthropoda, Insecta, Hemiptera, Aphididae. The transcript has a single exon. The coding region runs from base 1 to 456 and encodes 151 amino acids. Gene Ontology annotation, molecular function: protein dimerization activity. The record is from RefSeq and is a predicted model, not a curated record.
AUGAUAAAAGAAAUUAUAACUACUCAUCUAAUAAGUUUACAAACAAACUUUAAUGCACGGUUUGAAGAUUUCCCAGAAGAAAGUCUAGGUUUGAUAAGAAAUCCAUUUCAUUUCAAUAUCAAUGAAAUAAAAUUAGAAAAUUUAAAAAUAAGCGAAGAACUUAUUGACUUGUCAUCAGAUGAAAAUCUACGUAUCAGAUUUCAAGAAAAUGCAUGUGAUACAUUUUGGAUUUCCAUCAAAUCUGAAUAUCCAGAAUUAUCAAAACAAGCCAUAUCAAUUUUACUUCCUUUUGCAUCAACUUAUUUAUGCGAAACAGCAUUUUCAACACUAACGAUAAUUAAAAACAAAUAUCGCUCCAGAUUAAAUGUUGAAGCUGACUUAAGAGUGGCAGUGUCAAAUAUCAAACCAAACAUAGAAUCAAUCAUGUCUACAAUGCAAGCUCAGGUCUCUCAUUAA